Messenger RNA from Bufo bufo (common toad), 6502 nucleotides. RefSeq names its product HEAT repeat containing 5A (gene HEATR5A). The record is from RefSeq and is a predicted model, not a curated record. NCBI's taxonomy places the organism in Eukaryota, Metazoa, Chordata, Amphibia, Anura, Bufonidae. The transcript is spliced from 36 exons. Bases 129 to 6197 code for a protein of 2022 amino acids. Gene Ontology annotation, biological process: retrograde transport, endosome to Golgi; endocytosis; intracellular protein localization. Gene Ontology annotation, cellular component: membrane; Golgi apparatus; endocytic vesicle.
GUCAGCCAGUCGAUGGCCGAGCCUUCUGAAUGACAGGUUUUGGAAACGAUUGCCGAUAGCAAGCCUGGCGGCUCCGACAGACCUCUGAUCAGAUCUCAGAUGUGAGAGGCACGAAACUAAAGCGAGAAAUGGAGCGGCUGGUUGUGCUGGAUGUUGCCGGACUAGAGGAGCCGCAGCGGGGUUUACGGAUACUUGAAUGGCUCCGGUAUCUGAGGAUGGUGCUGCCCGUUACAGCCCGGACUGAAGUGAAGCAGAACCAGAAACAGUUGGUGGAACAAUUGACUUUAAUAAUGAUGGGAUCCCCUGGUCCUCCGGUUCGUCAGCUCCUGGCUCACAAUCUUGCCGUUGUUUACAGCGCGGGAGACACUUUUUCUGUGUAUGAGACAAUUGACAGAUGCAAUGAGCUGAUCCGCAGCAAGGAUGAUUCUCCCAGCUACCUUCCAAACAAGCUGGCUGCGGUUGCCUGUCUUGGAGCACUUUACCAUAAGCUGGGCCGUCUUCUAGGAAGCACCUUCAGUGACACUGUCACCAACCUACUUAAAAUUCUGCGAAGUGCAGAGUCUCAGGGAAGAACCGAGAUAAUGCUCAGUCUCGAAAGAAUUGUCGCUGGUCUUGGAACUUCUGUCUCCUCCUGCCAUCGAGACAUCUACAAGGCUGCACGCUCAUGUCUGAUGGAUCGAUCCAUGUCUGUGCGCUGCGCAACUGCACAGUGUCUACUGGCUAUUCAGAAUGAAGCAUCUUUCAUGUCGGGCUCUGACCUUGAGAGCUUAGUUUCUCUUUGCUUCAAGGCCUUUGAAGGCAGCAGCUACGAUGUACGUCUAGAAGUAUCUCGUCUCUUAGGAAAGGUUCUAGCAAGGGCUGUGCAUGGAACAUCCUCUUCAAGACAAAGUACACGCAGAUUAUCCGUGGAAGAUGCUCUUGGUCUGUUAUCCACUGGAUUCCUACGUGGAAAUUCUGGGUUCCUACGAGGUGGUGGAGACAUGCUGGGAGGAAGUAGCAGUAGCACUCGCCAUGUGAGGCUGGGAGCAACUCAGGCUUACGUCAUUUUUAUCAGCACACUUGGAGGCCAAUGGCUAUCCAGAAAUAUCCCUUUGCUCUUGACUCAUCUUUUGGACAUCGUGUCCCAUCAGAAGGCAACUCACAUACCCGUGGAAGCUGCUUGUGCUAGACGUUGCAUCUCCUACAUCCUCAGAGCCACUUUAGGGGAACUGCUGGGAGAGAAGGCCCAGCUGGAAGCUGUCAGAGACAUAAGUGAAGUCCUUAAGAAGCUCAUGAAAUCUGUGGAUGCUGUACUAAGUGACAGUAACGUGGAGACACGGUUCUGCCAUACUGAUAUUGCUACCAGUCAGAAUGCAUUGGUCUGUGCCCUGCAAGAGCUUGGUGAUCUUAUCUUAGGAUUGGGUACCACAGCUGCUCCUUUGCUGCGGGACUCAAGCUUUGGGCUCCUGGACACUGUGAUCUCUGUAGUUCUCCACCCUAGUCUAAGUGCCCGCUUAGCUUCAGCUUGGUGCCUUCGCUGUGUCGUUCUUUCUCUGCCUUCUCUAGCAGCCCCUCUUUUAGAUCGUUGUACAGAACGUUUGAUAGCCCUGAAAUCCUCUCCCGAGGCAGUUAGUGGGUACAGUCUGGCCGCAGCUGGCCUUCUGGGCUCCAUUAGACUAUGUCCAUUUGGCGUGCCGCAGGGGAAAGGAAAAGCAAUAAUGAGUUUGGCCGAAGACCUUCUGUGCUCUGCAAACCAAAACAGUCGUGUUUCUAUGCAAAGAGUACAGGCAGGCUGGAUCCUGAUUUCCUCUCUUAUGACUUUAGGCCCCGCAAUGGUCCAACCUCAUUUAAGACGACUUUUGCUUCUCUGGCGGAGUGUCUUCCCACAAAACCCUAAGGACCUGGACAUGGAGCGCAGUAGAGGGGAUUCUUUCACCUGGCAAGUAACUUUAGAAGGACGAGCAGGUGCCAUGAGUGCUAUACAUAGCCUUAUGUUACAUUGUGGAGAUCUCGUGACUGAAGAGGUUUUGGAGAAGCUCCUUCCUCCUCUUCCAUUCGCUGUAGCUUUGCUUGCCCAAUUACCCAGCCUACAGAAGCUGUAUGGAAACUCUUUAAAGGCUUGCUCCGUGUUGUACCGACAAAGGCUUUACCAGUUGCUAAUUUCGAUGCCAUCGAAAGCAUAUCAAGGAAGCCUUUGUGCAAUUAUAAAGGAACUGGUUGCAGAUCUGUCUGCCCCUGACUACAUGCCUAGCGGAGCUGUAUUCCUACUGCCAUCACUUUGUCAUCCUGAUGAUUUAAUACUCUUGGGUCCCUUGCUUCAGGAGAGCGAUCAUAGAGCUAUAGAAGAGCAGUUCCUCAUCAGUAAUGGGAUUCCUGGUGGUAGUUUGGAAUAUGACCCCCAUGCCAUCUACCAUAUGCCCUCUGAAGGAGAAUCUGUUCCUAGCCCUCUGCCACCAGCCUUUAUAGUCAUUCAAGCUGCGGCCUCGCUCUUUGGAGUUUUGUUGUCCAAUAUGCCGGAGUCACAGAGAACUCAGAUAUUGGAUCAGUUGGUGGAUGCUAUCAAGCAGUCAAAGGGCUCCCGUCAGCAGAGUGUGCAGUUAUCUGCCUUGGCUGCUUUGUGCUGCUUCCUUAAACACUUGGCCUCCAACCACAUUAAUCUAGGGCCGGAGGAAACACGAAGACCAUGUCUAUCCUUGAUUGUAGGAGCACUGGAGAGUAGAAACCCAUGGCUGCGUUGUGCUGCUGUGGAAUGUAUGGCCAGGUUGGCCAAUGUAGUGUCUGAACCUUUAUAUACUUCUAGUUUAGCUCAAUCAAGCUUUGACAAGUUGAAGGUAGCUAGAGAUGUGGUGGCCAGAACAGGUCACUCCUUAGCCUUAGGUUCUUUGCACAGGUACCUUGGAGGGAUUUGCUCUACACAGCAUUUAGCGUCCUGUGUUGCUGUGUUGCAUUCGUUGUCUCAAGACACUACAUCUCCUGAAGUUCAAACCUGGGCACUGCACUCCCUUUCCAUAGUCAUUGAUUCUUCUGGACCAUUAUAUUAUGUCCACAUAGAGCCGACACUGUCACUCCUUUUGACUGCACUGCUUAGCACUCCUCCAUCACAUGCAGAGGUCCAUCGCAGUUUAGGGCGCUGCUUGAGUGCUCUUCUGAACACACUUGGACCAGAACUCCAAAGCCGGGGGGAAUUGGUGGUGUCACAAAGGAACUACUGCUUGCUAGCUUGCUCUGUGAUGCAGGAGAAUGCUGACUGUUUGGUCCAGGCCCAGGGUAUCGCUUGCUUACAACAGCUUCACAUGUUUGCCCCUAAACACGUCAACUUGUCCAGUUUAGUUCCAACCUUAUGUGUUGUAUUGCUGGAUAAUUCUAUGUUGGUUCACUUGUGUAGCCCUCAUUUGAUCUUACGCCGGGCAGUGUUAGCAUGCCUGAGGCAGCUUGCACAACGAGAGGCAGCAGAGGUGUCAGAGCAUGCUAUGGCUAUGGCCAAAGAUGGCGAAGAGGAGUUCAGAAUGGAUGUGAAUAUGCGAGAACUUGGCUUGGAAGGAGUUUUGCUGACCCUUUUGGACAGAGAGACUGAUCCACAACUGUGUCAAGAUGUGAAAGAAACCCUGCUUCACAUGCAGAGUUGUACAGGACUCAGUCGUCUUUCUUUCUGGUUAAAAUUGCACAAAGACAUUCUUUCUGCUUCUGCAGAUUUUGCAGCGGUGGCCUCAGUGGAUGCUACUCAAGAUGAAGACACUGAGCAAUCCUGCUCUGACUCUGUGCUAACAUCUAAGAAAGAAGAGUCCUCUACCCUGUCAGUUAGUCCACGGUGGCACACCAGAGUGUUUUCAAUGGAAUGUGUUAGUAUGCUAGUUUCACAAUGUGUUCGCGAGGGAGGUGCCCACUUCAACAUGGCUGAGGCCCAGGAGAUGAAGCAUAAAGAACCAGACAGAGAUUUCCUGGUUCUGCAUUUGCAAGAUCUGGUUCGGAUGUCAUUUAUGGCUGCCACAGAUCACAGUGAACAGCUCCGUAUGGUUGGGCUUCAGGCACUACUUCUGGUCAUACAAUGUUUUUCCUCAGUGUCUGAACCUGAAUUUCCUGGUCAUCUUAUACUAGAACAGUAUCAAGCUAAUGUAGUAGCUGCAGUAAGACCAGCGUUCAACUCAGAUACUCAUCCUGAUGUGACUGCUAUGGCCUGCCAGGUUUGCAGUGCGUGGCUGGCUAGUGGAGUUGUGAAGGACGCAUCAGACUUGCAGAGAGUUCAGCAGCUGCUGCUUUCUUCUCUAAGCAGAGUGCAAGUGAUGAAAGAGACCUCAAGUGUAUAUUGUGAAAGCACCACGACCAUGGAGACACUGGCUGUACUGAAGGCCUGGGCAGAAGUCUAUAUUGCAGCAGUGGAAAGAACAGAAGGAAGGUGUGCUUCUAAUCCAGGAGACGGUCUCCUUUCCUUGGUACAAGCUGAUAUCACCACUCUGAGCAAGUUGUGGCUAUCAGCUUUACAAGAUCAUGCACUACUUACUCUGCCUCCGGAGAGCAGCCAUCAGCUUCCAUCACCUGGCGGAAUGUUCUACACUUCUGAAACUAGUGGUGCAGCCAGACCACACUAUCUGGCUUCCUGGGCUCCCAUUCUUCAUGCUACCUCUUUGUGGCUCAGCAACACUGGCUUCCUACUUGCAGACUCAGAUGAAGCUGGCAGCCGACUUUCCCGUCCUGUCACUCCGACUACUAUGGGACAAGAGCGUAGCAACAGGGUGCCAAUUAAGUCUCCAGAAGAUUUGAACUCAGAGAAGUUUCACCUAAUUCUUGGAAUUUGUGUAGAAUUUCUGUGUUGUCUCCCUGUGGAUGCUCCUAUGGAGAGAAUUGCUGCUUGUCUGCGGGCUAUGAAGGCAUUAUUUCAAAGUAUCUGGCCGAGAGCUCAUGUAGGGGCUGAUCAGGAACUUGCCAUUGAGUUGAUUUCUGUAUUGCACCGAUUGCUGUUAAUGCGAGAGUCCUCAGAAAUACAGUUGCUGGCCUUAGAAGUUGCAAAGCAAAUCUUGAGUGCAACUCAAGAACAUGUACAAGAGAGAAGGAGGAGUGCAGAAGUCGACGAUGGAGCUGAGGAGAAGGAAACAUUACCAGAGUUUGGGGAAGGACAUGAUACUGGUGGCUUGGUGGCUGGUCGUUCCCUAGUACUUGCUGCAUUGGAGUUAUGCCUUUGUAUCCUCAUCAGACAAUUACCCCAGCUCAGUCCUCGCCUCUCAGGAAGUAUUACUGGAAGACAUGCAACAAAGCAACCUCUAUCACAUGAUUCAAACUUACUAAUUUCUGCUUCUCUCAGCAUUCUAGCAGAGCUGCCGUGCCUCUGUUCUCCAGAAGGCAGCGUGUCAAUCCUUCCUACUCUGCUAUACCUAGUGGUGGGUGUUUUACAGUACACAUCUGAAAAAUACCCUGAUGGGCGUCUGUCCCUAGCAGUAACCUCUGUUUUGCAAGCUUUAAAAGCUAUUGUGUCAUCUCCAAUGUCGCGAGUAGAGAAAACCAGAGCCUCAUGGAACAGUCUUCUACGCAGUUCUGCAUCCACCACGCUUCUGUUCUGGGAUUCAGAAGAAGAAAAGGACAGAAUAGCCCUGCUGACUGCUUUAACAAUAUUCCUUCUGUCCGCUAAUCCAGAGGUGAUGUGUGAGCCUGGAUUGCAGAAUGCCUGUUUACAGAGAUUUCGUUAUUGCACUGACAGCAAGGACCCUAAUGAGCAGUUAAAAUGCUACCGUCUGAUCUUGUCGAUUUUCCAGCAUCCUGCUCAUAAUGUUGUUGCCCCAUAUAUUUGUGACUUGGCACCUCGUGUCGUACAUCAUUUAAGUCUUGCUGAUAGCAGAAAACCUCAAAGCCAGGCUGAGCUUUUAGUCCUGCAGGAAGGUGUGCGACUGCUGCAGGCUCUUAUCACUGCCAGUCUGGAAGAGAACCGUCCCCUCAUUGUGUCUAUGGUAUUCCAUCUACUCAUCUCUUUUCUUUUGGAUGAAAAUACACUCUGUUCUGCAUCCCCAUGCUCCAGAGCUCUUCAUGACUUUGGCCUUCAAAAUCUUACGAAGUUUGGCACUAGCCAUCCGGAUCAGUUUCGUCAUCUAAUGAAUUCUUCCACAGCACUACGCUCUCGCCUAGAGGCUGCUCUUCGAGGCAAUCAAGAAAGCCUCAAACCUAAACCUCGUGUUAUCAGGGGAGGGGGACAAGGUUCCCCAAGCAUCCAGCUAAAGACAAACUUUUUGUGAAAUCUCCUCCACUCCUUGCAGCCUUAAUGCUUUCUCACAGCUUUUACAAUUAAUAUCAGAAGUGCCUGUGACACAGAGAAGACAUGCAGGUCUUUCAGUUAAUGAAAGGAGUGAAAGUUUUUCAGUAUGUGACAAGUUAAUACAUCUUAAUAAUCCGAUGCCUUAACAAACUGGUUGUUAAUUGUAUUAAUGUAACACUUUCACUGACCCAGUGGUUUCACCUGAUGCAUUAAAUAGCAGUUUCUCAAGACCAUUUCAAUACUAAAUUACUCGAAUUGUAAAAGUGCAAAUGUAAUAAAGGGCAA